CUAAAUCGGCAAAAAUUCUUGGAGGGACCGAUGGAGGGGCUUGUAUAGAGGGGUAAUUUAUAUGGUAAAAAUACCGGCCACCUCUUGUGACUCAACUAUAAGCUUGUUAGUCACUAAGACGGGCCGCAAUUGGGAACAACCCGCAUACAAAAUUUUGGAGAGGCAUACUAUCUGUCUUCAACCUCAUGAACCGGACGUGUUUUGCGACUAGAAAACUUGCGUCGAGCUUGGACCCCGCAAUCUACUUUCGAUUCCAACUUCGUCAGUGCCCAAGCACUUUUCAGGCUGUUACAUACACCAAUUAUAUUCCAAGAUUCCCAGUCGCAACCUCCUAUCGGCGACAAUUCACUACUUCGAAACUAGCCUUAAAAACUCGUCGCGUAGAACCAAAAAGCGAAGAACCGGAAAUGACGACGACAGCCACUACCCUCAAGGGGCAACCCCUUGAUCGCCCCGCCCUCGACUCCAUGCUACGACGGCGAAUGUUCUAUACUCCGUCUUUCGAGAUCUAUGGUGGUGUUGCUGGUCUCUACGAUUAUGGUCCACCUGGCUGCAGUCUCCAGGCGAACAUUAUCGACGUAUGGAGGAAACACUUUGUACUAGAAGAAGAUAUGUUGGAAGUAGACUGUUCAGUUCUGACUCCCCAUGAAGUUCUGAAGACGAGUGGCCAUGUGGACAAGUUUGCCGACUGGAUGUGCAAAGACCUGAAGAACGGCGAGAUUAUUCGAGCGGACCACUUUGUCGAGGAGAUACUCGAGAACCGCUUGAAAGGAGACAAGGAGGCUCGUGGUCAGAAAGUCGAAGACAAGGAAGAGGAUCCUAAGAAAAAGAAGCGAAAGGCUAAGGGCGCUAUAGAAGCGGUUAAGCUUGACGAUGCUGUCGUCAAGGAGUACGAAGAAAUCUUAGCCAGGAUUGACAAUUAUAAUGGCGCGGAACUUGGCGAGUUAAUUAAGAAGUAUGACUUGAAGAACCCGGCUACCAACGUACAACCGUCGCCGCCCGUUGCUUUCAACUUGAUGUUCCAGACUGCUAUCGGUCCUAGCAGCAAUCUACCCGGUUAUCUGAGGCCGGAAACUGCCCAGGGCCAAUUUUUGAACUUCUCCAAGUUACUUGAAUUCAACCAAGGUCAGAUGCCAUUCGCGUCGGCAUCCAUUGGUCGAUCCUACCGAAACGAAAUCUCCCCGCGAGCCGGCUUGCUUCGAGUACGUGAAUUCUUGAUGGCGGAAAUUGAGCACUUCGUGGACCCUCAGGGCGGAAAGAAGCACCCGCGGUUCCAGGAUGUUAAAGAUGUCGAGCUUGUACUUCUAAACCGUGAGACCCAGCUUGCUGGUCAGACCAAGGUCGAGAAAGUGUCAAUUGGCCAGGCGGUGGCCAAUGGUACUGUCGACAAUGAAACCCUGGGUUACUUCUUGGCCCGUAUUCACCUGUUCCUUAAGAAAAUUGGUGUCGACCAGUCCAAGAUCCGCUUCAGACAACACAUGGCAAAUGAAAUGGCUCAUUAUGCUGCUGACUGCUGGGACGCAGAGUUGUUGACUUCUUACGGUUGGGUUGAGUGUGUUGGUUGUGCGGACCGUAGUGCUUAUGACUUGAGUGUGCAUGCUAAGAAGACCGGAGCGCCUUUAAUUGUCCGUGAACAGCGCGCGGAGCCUCUAGUAGUUGAGGAGUGGGAGGUUGAACUGAACAGGAAGAAGUUCGGGCCGCAUUUCAAGAAGGAAGGCAGGAUUGUCGAGGCUGCUGUCGUAGCGACCACGCAAGAACAACGAGAGGCUUUGGCAAAGGACUUAAACGAGAAGGGUAGUAUCACCGUUGAAGUUGCCGGUGUCGCCAAUGGGAAGGUUGAGAUUCCAGCAGAACUUCUCGUCAUCGAACGUCGUACAAGAACUGAGCACGUUAGGGAGUAUACCCCUAACGUUAUAGAGCCUUCGUUCGGUAUCGGCAGAAUACUUUACGCUCUUAUGGAACACAAUUUCUGGACUCGAGCGAGUGAAGGUGGUGAUGAAGCUCGUGGUGUCCUCUCAUUCCCGCCUACAGUAGCCCCCACCAAGGUGCUCAUCGUCCCAUUAUCGAACAAUGAACAGUUCAGACCGCUAUGUUACAAGCUCUCCCAGAGACUCAGAAAAAUUGGUAUCUCUAACCGUAUCGAUGAUUCAUCUGCAACGAUCGGAAAGAGAUAUAGUCGUAACGAUGAGCUUGGUACGCCGCUUGGUAUCACGGUUGAUUUCCAAACCAUUCAAGACAGCACUAUCACGCUUCGAGACAGAGAUUCGACUAAGCAAGUUCGUGCGGAUGAGGACAAGAUCAUUGCUGCAAUCCAGUCUGUAGUGGACGGAAACAAGGAGUGGAAAGACAUACAGUCUGAAUUACCGCUUUUCGAGGGACAAGAGGUUGAGGUUGCUACUCGCUGAUCCUGGUGAACGGAUCGGAUACGUAGAAACGCCGAGACUCGCAAUGACGAAACGAGCGGGAGGCCUCAAUGAUUAUUAAAAGAAAGUGAAGGGGUCGGGUAGACGGGUUAGAGAUCUCAAAAGCUUAUUCCUGAUUUUCAUUCUCAGAUGUAGUUUCAGUUGUAGAUCGUGGUCA
Hypoxylon trugodes is the source of this 2580-nucleotide messenger RNA. Its product is annotated as glycyl-tRNA synthetase. The record is from RefSeq and is a predicted model, not a curated record. Lineage: Eukaryota; Fungi; Ascomycota; Sordariomycetes; Xylariales; Hypoxylaceae. Gene Ontology annotation, biological process: mitochondrial glycyl-tRNA aminoacylation. The coding region runs from base 186 to 2405 and encodes 739 amino acids. Gene Ontology annotation, molecular function: glycine-tRNA ligase activity; ATP binding. Gene Ontology annotation, cellular component: cytoplasm; mitochondrion. The transcript is spliced from 2 exons.